Andrographis paniculata is the source of this 824-nucleotide messenger RNA. RefSeq names its product auxin-binding protein T85-like. The transcript is spliced from 3 exons. NCBI's taxonomy places the organism in Eukaryota, Viridiplantae, Streptophyta, Magnoliopsida, Lamiales, Acanthaceae. The record is from RefSeq and is a predicted model, not a curated record. Gene Ontology annotation, molecular function: auxin binding. The coding region runs from base 111 to 710 and encodes 199 amino acids.
UUCCAGGAGAGGAGUAGUAUAAGUAUAAAAUGGUGCAGAAUUCCUUCCUCCUCCCUGAUUCCAGAAUCCCUCACAGUUAUUAGUGGGCACAACACCACCAGAGCAGAGCCAUGGCUCCUCCUCAAUGGAUCAUCAUCCUCUUCGUCUUUCUAUUCCUAAUUUCAUACUCGUCUGCCGCCCCCUCCUCCGGGAUUGUCGGGAAUAUCAGCGCCACGGAGGCCGAGAAUCUCCCCGGCAUGACCCACAUCACACUUGCGGGCGCCCUUCUCCACGGUUUCAAAGAGGUCGAGGUGUGGGUGGAGACGGCUGCCCCGGGAGUUCACACACCCAUUCACCGCCACGACUGCGAGGAGGUCAUCGUCGUCCUCAAGGGCAGCGGCACCCUCUACCUCGGCUCCCAUGUCGACGACGACGAUGAUGGCGGCGGCGGCACCCGGCCCCAAGAGAUCCCCUUCCACGAGAACAGCACCGUUCGCAUCCCUCCCAACCACGCCCACCAGGCCUGGAAUACAAACCCGCACCAGGACCUGCACGUCAUCGUCAUCAUUUCAAGGCCGCCCUUGAGACUGUGGGUGUACAGCGACUGGAGCGCCCCACACGAGUCCGCAAAGGAGAUGUUCCCCACGGUUUGGGACAACAAGUUUCUUCUCAAGGCCAAUGCCAACCCCAAGGAUGACGUUCUUCAUCAUCAUCGUCGUCAUGAACUCUGACCUCUCUCUCCCUCAUCUUGGGCCGGCGCCACAUUCAAGAUUGAGUUAUUUCUGUCUAUCCGAUCAAUUCUAAGCCUACUUUUCUUUAUAGUGUAAGAGUAAAAUAAACAAUUU